AUGGGAGUUGACAUCCACCACAACAAGGACAGAAAGCUCUACAGGUUCCUGGUCAGACAGACCAACUCCACCUUCAACCAGGUUGUGCUGAAGAGGCUGUUUAUGAGCUGCACCAACCAGCCACUACUGUCCCUUUCUCAGAUGACCUGAAAGAUGAAGCUUCCUGGCCGAGAAAACAAGACGGCUGUGGUGGUUGGGAUUAUAACAGAUGACGUGAGUGUUCCGGAGGUGCCCAGGCUGAAGGUGUGUGCUCUGCGUGUGAGGAGCCAGGCCUGGAGCCGCAUCCUCAGGGCUGGAGGCAAGAUCCUCACCUUCGACCAGCUGGCCCUGGACUCACCCAAGGGCUGCAGCGCCGUGCUGCUGUCAGGGCCGUGCAAGGGCCGAGAGGUGUACAGGCAUUUCGGCAAGGCGCCAGGCACCCCACACAGCCACACCAAACCCUACAUCCACUUCAAGGGGAAGUUCGAGCGUGUCCGAGGCUGAAGAGCCAGCCACGUCUACAAUAAGAACUAA
Messenger RNA from Elephantulus edwardii (Cape elephant shrew), 513 nucleotides. RefSeq names its product 60S ribosomal protein L18-like. The record is from RefSeq and is a predicted model, not a curated record. Gene Ontology annotation, biological process: translation. NCBI's taxonomy places the organism in Eukaryota, Metazoa, Chordata, Mammalia, Macroscelidea, Macroscelididae. Gene Ontology annotation, cellular component: ribosome; cytosolic large ribosomal subunit. Gene Ontology annotation, molecular function: structural constituent of ribosome; RNA binding.